AUGAGUAACAACACCAAUCAUGGACUAAAGAUUGGUCGUGUGACAUUGGGCGCAAAUAGACAGAGUAAUGCAGGACUGAGUAAUAUCAAUGUGGUGGCACCAACAUCAUCACCAUCGAUUAGUAGUGCCACUCCUGUUACUGUCACACAACAACAACCCAUAAAUGAUAACAAACACCAAAAUAUCAGUUCACCAUCACCAUCAUCAUCGCCAUCCACAAUAUCAUCAUCCCCGACUUUGACAUCGGUCUCUCCAAAUACAAUAGCAACAGCAACCUCAACACAUUCAUCUCCUCGAGUUGAGGAACGCAAUGACACUACCACAACUACCACAUCCACACCUACACCUACACAGCCCUCGCCAGUCCAAUCACCAAGAGCGACCAUCAAUCAUUCGACAACAGCAUCCACAGAUGUGUCCUCUUCCAACAGCUCACCACAACAGACACCAAAGCCAGUGUCGUCGCCAACAUCUCCAGCAUCACCAGCGUCUCCACUUCUGGCUAGCAACAGCACAACGAUAUCAAAGCCUGCAUCAUCGACAUCGCCCACUCUCAAGCCAGCGCCGGUAGUCUCGCCAUCACUCUCGGCCUUGUCCAACCGAGCGGCGGCCGGCGACUCGAUCAGAAUCACUGGAACUCACCGCGUAACAUCAUUCAACACAAUGACUGGCGACGCACUGUCGGCCAAGGAUAUCUACCAACUGAUCGCUGAGCAGAAGCUAACAGACAAUGAUAUCUGGGGCGGCCAUCCCGACUUGUUCCCCAUCCUCUUUCAGUUUGGCCAUCACUUCCAGAGCAUGGCCGAUGGCGAUGCCAGCGCUCACGUGCUCUCGAUCAAUCUCCCCGCCAGUCUAUCGUCGUGUGGCGACAUGAGGAUGCGCUCGUACAAGAUCAGCAAGAAGCUGACGGUCGCACAAACAGUCAAUCUGGUGUGUAGGAAGGAGCACAUCAAGGAUCCUCGCCAAUUCUACUUGGUCACAUUGAUGGGAUGUGUGCUGGACAACGAGCUACUGCUGUCCACAUAUGGCUUUGGCACGUUCUUUAGCUCAUGGGAGCUUUGUCUCAUCUCACGUGAUGCCUACCUUGGGCUGGACAGUGCGUCCUCCUCAUCUUCCGAUCAUCCUAUCUCUGGCGACAACAGUGGCGGUGAGCACAUCAUCGACUUCAAGUUGCCGCCACUCAAACAACUACAAGGUUUAAAGAAGAAGAGACUAAAAGUCGACUCGACUCUCACCAUUGGACAGUUUAUAGAUAACAUUUGUAACAAGUAUAAGAUUAGUGAUCCUGAGCGAUUCUCGAUUAUAACAAGCGAGGAGUAUCCAUUGUUGAUGCAUAGGGAUGCGACCCUGGCACAUUAUGGACUGGGAUCAAAGAUGGCCACGAUGGAGUUGUCAUUGGUGUUCAAUGAGUUUGUGCCACCUUACUCUUUGCGCAACAACCAGGUACCGGCAUUCGGCCAUGUAACCGCAGGCAAGCCCAACACACGUCAACUACGCGACACUGUUGUAGACUUGGAGAAUCGCCUACACGAUAGCUUGGCGCUCAAUGAGUCGAUGGUGGCCAAGAUCAAAGAGGUGGCCGUCGAUGCCCAGCGUGCUGCACAGGAUGCAGCACAACGUGAAGAAUCCUUGCAUCGCAAGAUCGAGCACAUGGACGUCGAGCACAACACAUUGAUCCAGCGCAUUGUUGACCAGGUGACUUUGGUCAAACAGAACUUCCAACAGGACAAGGAAUCAUUCCAGCGCACAAUCGAUGAGAUGCAAUUGGAGCGCACACAGUUGCAACAAGACAAGGAUGGACUGAUAGGAGAUAAGGCGAGACUCGAACAGGACAUUGAUGCGCUCAACGUCAAGUCCUAUCAAGAGCGAUCGAGCCACACAGAGACCGUAAUGAAGCUCAAUGAUACGAUUGAUGGACUCAACGAUGAGGUCCAAUCACUGAAUGCCAGCAUUGGUGAGCGAGUUCAGGAGCGCGAGGAGCUGACCAGGGCAUUGUCAGCGAAUGAGUCGAUCCUGGAGCGUGUGCGAGCCGAGUCACAGACCGAGGAGCGUCGUCUGCGAGACAUGAUGGAGAGCAUGGAGCGUGAGAAGGCCGAGCAAAAGGCGGCGUAUGAAAGAAUGAUGAGCGAGGCGCAGCAAAAGUAUGAGCGCACAAUUGGCGAAGCGCAACAAAAGUAUGAGCGAAUGGUUGGCGAUGUAUACCAGAAGUUGGAGAUGCAGAAGCAGAACGAGGAGCAGCGAAUGAUGGAGAUCACUCAUACAUUUAAACAAGAGAUUGAUGCUUUGGCGGCAAAGGCUGCAGCUCCGCCCCCUCCCCCACCAGCCCCGGAACCCGCGCCGCCUGUAGUCGUGGUGGCUGCGCCAGCCCCGGAUAUGUUUGCCAGCAGUAUGGAACGCGACAAUCUGAUGUCCACGAUCAAGAAGCUGACCGACGAGCUGAAGGACCGCGAGGAGAGCAUAAAGACUAUAUACCCGAGAAAGGUUGAGGCUUUGGAGCAGACGAUCAAGAGGCUCGAGGCCAAGAUGGCCGAGUCGGAUAAAGAGUCCAAACAGAACAAGCAGCAGGUGGCACUCAAGAGUCUGGACAUUGACGAGUUGAAGCGUCAGCUCGAGCAACUCAAGUUCACAAGCAAGGAGCAGCAGCAACAGACUAAGACACAGCUGGACCAGACCACUGCGACAUUGCGCGAGGAGGAGAAGAAGCUGAGCAAGGCACAGAACGAUGUCUCCACAUUGAGGGGCGAGUUGGAGGCCGAGCGAUACAAAUGCGACCAAACCAACAAGUCGCUCAACGACACGCGCCAGGCCAAGCUAGAGCUGGAGAAGGUGUCGCGGGCCCGGGAGCAGGCUCUGUUGCUCGAGAUUGAGGAGCUCAAGAAGCCUAAGCCACCACCCCUGCCAUCGUUCAAGACCGCGACGCCCAGGAAGAACCGCGUCACCGAUGCGGACGACCCUUCAAUCUCGGCAGAGACCCUAUCAGAGACACGUGGCACAUUGAAAUCCGUUGCGCACCUACCAUCGCCGCCUCGUGAACAUGGUAUAUCAACAAUCGCCGAUCUACUCUACGUAUCAAUGCAGAAGCGAUUCAAUGCCAUGAACCAAGUGGACGUUGUAGUAUUGGACGACUAUGAGGAUGAUGAUGACAGCAAUGAUCAAUUCUUUGAUUGA
This is a messenger RNA of Acytostelium subglobosum LB1, 3168 nucleotides long. RefSeq lists its product as hypothetical. The transcript is spliced from 2 exons. The coding region runs from base 1 to 3168 and encodes 1055 amino acids. The record is from RefSeq and is a predicted model, not a curated record. NCBI's taxonomy places the organism in Eukaryota, Evosea, Eumycetozoa, Acytosteliales, Acytosteliaceae. Gene Ontology annotation, cellular component: phagophore assembly site; phosphatidylinositol 3-kinase complex, class III, type II; phosphatidylinositol 3-kinase complex, class III, type I. Gene Ontology annotation, biological process: autophagosome assembly; autophagy; late endosome to vacuole transport.